This is a messenger RNA of Anastrepha obliqua, 1136 nucleotides long. RefSeq lists its product as uncharacterized. Gene Ontology annotation, cellular component: nucleus. Bases 132 to 1091 code for a protein of 319 amino acids. The record is from RefSeq and is a predicted model, not a curated record. The transcript has 4 exons. Lineage: Eukaryota; Metazoa; Arthropoda; Insecta; Diptera; Tephritidae.
UCUAUCCUAAACAUCUUCGAAAAAUUUCGAACACGAAAAGUAGGUAUUUUGAACAUGAAAUACUUGCGGAAACUCUUCACAUUCCGUUAGAAAUUUUUCAUCUGUAUUUUGAAAGGGAAUUUGCAGCAAAAAUGACAAAAUCAACAAAUAAAACGCAAAUGGGAAUGCUGGUGAAUAUGAUGGAAGGUAAUCCUGCUAUUGCACGGGGAUUUUUUAAGGGAAGUAAGGAGGAGGCCGCCAGAUUUUGGGAAAAGGUGAAUGUGGAGCUGAAUGCGGCAGGUCCCCCAAUUAAAACAAUUGUGGAAUGGAAAAAGGUAUGGGCAGACCAGAAGAAAUAUGUUCGCCAAAAAGUGGCGAAUAAUAUAAAAAUGCAAAAGGGUACUGGGGGCGGCCCAAAUAUGGAGAAGGUACUUUCCCCCCUUGAAGAAGCAAUUUUCAAGCUGAUUGGCAUUAAGCAGUCAGUAGAGGGGCUGGCGGUUAAGAAGUUUGGAAUUCAGGAGAACUUGGAUAUGUCCUGUGAAGAAAACUGCCCAGAAGUAGAGUCACUAAAUCUGACCCAAACUGGCGCAUUGGAUGGAUGUAUGGACAUCAGCGGAGUACGUCCUAUAAGUCCACCAGUUGUCUCUGUAGAUUCGUUGGUGUUUACAAAUGAAGACCCCUCUGCAGAUAAAAGCGAAGUGGCAUCAUCUAGUCAAAAACCAUAUUCUAGCCAAAAGGCUUCGAAAAAAGAAAGUUCCUUAUAUGCACUAGAAGAGGAAAUAAAAAUACAAAGGGAGAUCAGCGCUAAUAUAAAGACUGCAGUUACAAAUCAGGACGAGCAACGUGAAAACUUAAAAAAAAUAUACCAGAGGCUAGAUAAAUUAUAUGAGCUAAAGAAGAUGCAUUUGAAGGCAAUCGAGACUAUUAAAAAGGAGAAACUGUGGGAAAUCAAAAUUGCUAACUCUAUCAAAAGAGAAAAGCUGGAAGAAAAUAAAAGGCAUAGCUAUGUAAUGGAACAAAUGAGAAGGAAAGAGAUUGAACACAAAUUAGAAAAAAAUAAAAGACUGCUUGGAAUACAAGAACUGAAAACUUGCAAACGCCAAAACAAUUAAUUAAUUUAAUAAUGAGACUUAUAAGCUAAGAUUUUAUGUUACUGA